This is a messenger RNA of Prunus dulcis (almond), 1307 nucleotides long. RefSeq lists its product as uncharacterized. The record is from RefSeq and is a predicted model, not a curated record. The transcript has a single exon. NCBI's taxonomy places the organism in Eukaryota, Viridiplantae, Streptophyta, Magnoliopsida, Rosales, Rosaceae. The coding region runs from base 194 to 1195 and encodes 333 amino acids.
UUCUAUCUCGAUCCAGCACCUCAUCUUCUUCAGAAAUCAGAAUCGGAUCCCCUGCUGCAACUAGCUAGCUAAAAAUUAUAUAUUAUUUGAAGCUAGGCUAGGCUAGAUGAUUUAGUAGCUAUAUAUAUAUAUAUAUAUAUAUAGUUAGUAAGGAGCAGCUUAGCCGAUCGAUCCGAUAUAUUGUGUCUGAUCAAUGAGAGACCAGCUGUCCUUGUUUCUGAUCAAGAACUCUCUGGGAGCCAAGAUGAAGAAAGGGUUGAGAAAUUUUUGCAACGACGAUGGCUCAACCUCUACCCUCAACCAACAUCACAAGAUGACCAGCUGCACCGCUGGCCCUGCUGCUGCUGCUGCUCAUCAUCAUCAUACUACUUCUACUGCAGCUGAUACCUCCUCCACUAAUAAUAUUAUUAAUCCAGCAGUUCCUGUUGUUCGCUCUCCCACUAAUUAUGAUUAUUAUUUGCAGCAAAAUAUUAAUCACAAUAUUGAUACUAUUGCUUCUUCUAAUUAUAUUAAUAAUUCAGAUCAUGAUCAUAAUCAUGAUCAUCAUCAGAAAAGCCCGCAGCCGACGUUGGAGGAGAUGAUAUUGCGGUUAGAUUUGGAGGAGGAGAUAGCGGCAAGAUCAAAGUAUUCAAAGCUGAAAGACUACAACAAGAACAAGUACUACAAGGGUAGAAUGUCUUGCGUCAACAAUUCUGAUAUCUUAAGGUCUGCAAGGAAUGCAUUAAAUCAGUACCCUCGCUUCUCUCUUGAUGGCAAGGAUGCCAUGUACCGCUCCUCCUUCAGAAACAGCUUAGCUGCUGGUGCAGGUGGUGGAAGAAAAUCAGACGUAUGUUGCAGCAGGCCUAGGAGCGACUGUCGUGGUCGUCUAUCAGGGAAAGUAGCAUUAUAUGAGGAUGAUGAUAAUGAUACAAGUAGUAGUAGUUAUAAUAAGCCUAGUAGAUUGCCUUUGCCAGCCACUUUAGCAGGGGAGAGCGUGGUGUGGUGCAAACCAGGAGUGGUAGCCAAGUUGAUGGGGCUAGAGGCCAUGCCAUUGCCAGUACCUCUACAUCAUAUUGGUGGUGGUAAUGGUAAUGGUAAAGAUCAAAAGCUGGGUAUCAUCGACGUCAUGAACAUGAAGAGACGGAAUCUCAUGAUCAGGAAGAGAGCUCAGGAGAGACAUGAUGAAAUGCAGACAAGACUUGUUACUAAUAAUUAAUUAUAUGGAUAUAUAUAUAUGAAUGCCAAUGGUACUAUAUGCAUGCACUGUGAUCUCUCACUCACAGUUAUUAUUAAUAAGAAAACAGCAGUGCCAGUGGUUUACAUUAUAA